Molecule: messenger RNA, 2319 nt
Organism: Mercurialis annua (annual mercury)
Lineage: Eukaryota; Viridiplantae; Streptophyta; Magnoliopsida; Malpighiales; Euphorbiaceae
Product: cyclic nucleotide-gated ion channel 1-like
Exons: 7
Coding region: 125-2074 (649 amino acids)
Biological process (GO): monoatomic ion transport; transmembrane transport
Cellular component (GO): membrane
Molecular function (GO): monoatomic ion channel activity
Source: RefSeq, a predicted model, not a curated record
UCUGUGGGCCUGUGGCUGCUAUGAACUUCCCCUUUCCUUUGCCUUUCCCAUUCUUUUCCCAGUCUUUAUGAGGAGGAUAAGUAGCUCACUUCCCAUGCCUUACCCCUGAUACAAGCAAUCCGUAAUGGGAUGCUGGCAAGUGAUUGUUGCAAGGAUGCGAGUUUUUGAUCCACAGGAGCCAUUUCUUCGAAGGUGUAACAAGAUAUUCUUAGUGUGUUGUGCAGUUUCUGUCUCACUAGAUCCCUUGUUCUUUUAUGUCCCUGAGAUUGAUAAUUCUAGAAAAUGCCUUCGUUUGGACAAAAAGCUGGAAACAGUGGCUGCUACUAUGCGUUGCGCCAUAGAUAUCUUUUCCAUAUUCCACAUCAUUUUUCAAUUUCGUACUGGUUUCUAUGCUCGCUCUCAAAUAGUAGUUGUACGCAGUGAUCUUGUUGUAGAUUCCUGGAUGAUAGCAAGAAGGUAUUUGAAAUCAUACUUUCUGAUUGACAUUCUGGCAACACUUCCACUCCCGCAGGUGGCUAUUUUUCUUAUCAUUCCAAAAAUGGGAGGAUCAAACAUUUUGAAUACAAAAAAUCUGUUGAAAUUUAUCGUCUCGUUCCAGUUGGCUCCAAGGUUACUUCGAUUCGGCAAACUAUUUCUUGGAACAGCGAACAGUUCCAAUGGGAGAUCAGGACUCUCAAGGAAUAGAGUCACAGUGGCUCUCAUUUUUUACAUUUGGGCUGCCCAUGUUCUUGGGGGAUUUUGGUAUUUGUUUGCGGUAGGACGGGAAAUGGAUUGCUGGCAAGCAGCUUGUAGAAGUCACACUGAAUGUAAUAGCAGUGCAUUGUAUUGCAAUGGACUUUCUAAAGAUGUACCUUCCCAAAAGGUUCACAUGAUUUUGAAUUCUAGCUGCCGUACUGAUUUCGAAGGCGGAUCACCAUUUGAUUUUGGCAUAUUCAUUAAAGCCCAUAACUCUGGCAUCCUUAAGUCGACAAAUAUUUGGCCGAAGCUAAUGUUUUGUUUUUGGUGGUCUCUACAAAAUAUGAGCAAUUUAGGUCAAGACCUCGUAACGAGUACUAGUGUUCUGGAGAUCUGUUUUGCGCUUACCAUUUUUGUUUGUGGCUUGGUGCUCAUUUCAUUGGUCAUUGGUAUUAUACAGGAAACCAUGCUGUCAAUGAUGGCGUCAAGGAUGGCAACAGAGAAGAUGAAGAUGAAAUGGCAAAAAGUAGAAAGCUGGAUGGAUACUCAUUUUCUUCCGAACGAAUUGAGAGAGGAUGUUAGGCGAGACCAACAAGUCAAAUGGGAAAAAAACCAAGUUCUCGACGCAGAUAAUCUGCUAAAUGAUCUUCCCAACAACCUUAGAAAGGACAUAACACACUAUCUCUGUGGGGAUCUAAUAAGGAGAGUGCCUGUGUUUGAAAAUAUGGAUGAGCAAGUACUAGAUGCAAUGUUCGACCGUCUAAAGCUGACACUCUACACAAAGGAAAGCUACAUUGUCCAAGAGGGAAACCCAGUCGAUGAAAUGCUUUUCAUCACGCGAGGGAAGCUAUUAACGAUAACCAGUAAUGGCGGAAGAACAGGCUUCUUUAACUCUACAUACCUCAAGGCUGGUGAUUUCUGUGGAGAGGAACUGCUUACAUGGGCCCUAGUUCCCAACUCCUCAUCCAGUCUUCCUAUAUCCACGAGAACUGUCCGGACCCUUACUGAAGUUGAAGCAUUUGCCCUAGUGGCUGAAGAUUUGAAAUUUGUUGUAUCUCAAUUCCCCUGGCUUCAGAGUAAGCAAGUUCAGCAUAAGUUCAGGUUUUACUCACAGCAAUGGCGGACUUGGGCAGCAUGCAUUAUACAAGCUGCAUGGCGGCGAUAUAUUAGAAAGAAGCUCGAAGAGUCUCUCCGACAGGAAGAAAAUAGGUUGCAAGAUGCGUUAGCCAAGACGAGCGGAGACUCGCCAAAUUUAGGUGCCACCAUAUAUGCGUCGAGGUUUGCUGCUAAUGCACUUCGUGCUAUACCUCGUACGCGUAAGGCAAGGGUAACGGAGAGGCUUCCAUCGAUGCUACUUCAGAAGCCAUUAGAACCUGAUUUUACAGCUGAAGAAGGAUAGGUGUAGCCGCGGCCCGUGUAGACUUGUUUUUUUUUUUCUACUAUUUUUUUAAAAAUGUAUCUGAUUGUUAUUAUGUAGAGAGUAAAAUAGAACUACUUCAGCCACAAAGGAAUGAAAGUAGAGGAAUGAAAGGGGCUUGGAGUGUAAUUGAUGAAUAUUUCUCGUCGGUUGUAUGAGGUUUGUAUAACUUAUUGUAUAACACCAUCUACAUUGUGUAAUGAUAUAUAAGAUUGUAAUUAUUUUCA